Cydia fagiglandana is the source of this 3482-nucleotide messenger RNA. RefSeq names its product facilitated trehalose transporter Tret1-like. The coding region runs from base 218 to 1798 and encodes 526 amino acids. The record is from RefSeq and is a predicted model, not a curated record. The transcript is spliced from 7 exons. Gene Ontology annotation, cellular component: membrane. Gene Ontology annotation, molecular function: transmembrane transporter activity. Lineage: Eukaryota; Metazoa; Arthropoda; Insecta; Lepidoptera; Tortricidae. Gene Ontology annotation, biological process: transmembrane transport.
AGUAUAGCCGCAACGGACGCGCCGCGACCCACCCGCCAUAUCGAUCGCGUAUAGCCACCAAUCUCAGUGUAAAUCGCGAUAAUAUUGUUUUCGUCACUGGCAAUACGCAUGGUUUACACUUGAAAAUGAAAAGCGGCUAGUGAAAGUUGGUAAACAGUUUUUUGGAACGCUUCUCAAAGUUAAUGCCCGGUUUUACAUUCCGUAUUAGAACGCCGAAAUGAAGGAUAAAAAGCUCGGCGAUGGCGCUCACGAGGCGAUGCUCGGCGCCGGCAAGAAGCCAAAAAUCACAAAGACCAAAGAAACCCAGGAGGCGGAGAAAUCUGAAGAGUACGAGGCUCUGCAGAGCUUCCUGCGCAGCAUCAGCUCGACCGCCACCCUCCCGCCAUAUGUCAAGGGGGAAACGUUCUCCUCGUAUCGAGGAGUCUUUAACCAGUGCCUCGUGACGUGCGCCGUUUUAAUUCUGGCCGCGGGGGCGGGACACCCCAUCGGGUUCUCCGCCGUCGCGCUCCCGCAGCUCAGAAACGAGACUUCCAACAUGAGGAUAGACGAAGAUAUGGGAUCGUGGAUCGCCAGUAUUCACUCCGCCGCCACGCCCCUUGGUUCAAUGGUCUCCGGUCCCAUAAUGGAGUUCAUCGGUCGGAAGCGCACGCUACAAAGCUGCACGCUACCCCUCAUCAUAGGGUGGAUCAUCAUAGGCACGUCUAUACACAACGGCAUGCUGCUGUUUGGCAGAGUGCUCUGUGGCUUCGCUGUUGGAGUCAUGGCAGCGCCGUCACAGGUUUACUUGGGCGAAAUAGCCGAACCGCGGCUGCGAGGCCUGCUGAUCGGAGCGCCAUUCGUGGCGUACUCCUUGGGCGUUCUCUACGUUUACGCCCUGGGCGGCGUACUAACAUGGCGGUCCGUCGCUCUGCUGUCAAUAGUGCUCCCUGGGUUAGCAGUUGUGGCGCUCUGCUUUUCACCCGAGAGCCCUACGUGGCUGGCCAGGCAGGGCCGGUUCCACGAUGCCAUGGCUGCGAUGGCUCGCCUGCGCGGUGAUCCUGAUAUUGCUCAGCGCGAGCUCCACGAGCUGAUAUCGGCUCGGGAGAAGGAAAAGGCGAGGGGAGAGCACAGCAUAAGAUUCUUCGCGACUGUGACCCGCGCCCCGGUGCUGAAACCGCUACUGCUGAUCAACUUAUUCAACAUGCUGCAGAUUCUGUCCGGCAGCUAUGUGGUCAUAUUCUACGCGGUGGAUAUGGUCAGGGACUCGGGCGGUGCGCUCGAUCCUCAAGUGACCGCCAACGCGAGCGCGCUGGUCCGCCUCUGCGUCACCGUCGUCGCGUGCGCGCUGCUCAUGCGCCUGACCCGGCGCGUGCUCGUCAUGAUCUCGGGCGUCGGCACCGCCGUCUGCACACUCUCCCUCGCCUACGUCCUGUCACAGGGAUCAGCAGGCUACGCCGCACCCAUCCUCAUACUAUCCUACGUCGGCUUCAACACCUUAGGCUUCUUCCUCCUCCCUGGCCUAAUGAUAGGCGAACUCCUCCCUACCAAAGUACGCGGCCUAUGCGGCGGCUACAUAUUCUGUCUCUUCAACGCGGUCCUAUUCGGAUUCACUAAACUUUACCCGGUCAUGAAAGACAAGAUUGGCAUGACGGGUGUCUUCGGACUUUUCGGCGCAUCGUCAUCUCUCGCUACUGUAGCCCUAUUCCUUUUACUACCAGAGACGAAGGGCAAAUCUCUGUUGCAAAUUGAACAGUAUUAUCAGAAACCAAACUUAUUGUGGGUGACGAGGAAAAAAGCCACGAAUAACCAAGAGGUUUGAAUUGCAGUAGAAUAAUUUGUAGUGUGAAAUGUACUUAAGUGAAACUUUGGACCACUGACGAUGAAAAUAUGUAUUUUUAUUUUUACAAGCAUUUUAACUAGGUAUGCUGGAGCACUAAUAUUUUUAAUUGAUACACAAAUUACACAGUCAAAGGCACCUAAUAUUUAUUUUGAUACAUUUUAGUAAGGAACUGAAUAUACAUUUAAUGAAGUCCUCAACUUUACUAGAAGCUGAUCUCUGAAUUUCAAAAUACCAUCAAUUCAUCAUACAAUGUCUAACCACAUAGUAUGUUUAUACAAUAUAUAGGUACUUAACUACUACCUGAUAUAGGUAGGUAUAUGUAUAAUAUCGCGCAUUUUUAACUUGUAUAGGUAUUUUAUGAAACAGAAAUAUUUUGAUAACCAUAUUAUCACACACUUGUUAGUUUUAUAUUAUAUACAAAGUAAGGCAGCCACUUUGUAUCUUAUAUAAUACGACUCUCGGGACGGAGAGAUACAAUGCCUUUACAUUAUAAUACGUAGGUAAUUUAAUUUUAAACUCGAAUAAUAAAUUAUGUGCUGUUUUGUGAUAUAAUGUAGUUAAUUUUAUAGUACGUCUCAGAUUUCAAGCUUAUUUAUUAGGUACUUAUUGGACUAUUUUGACAUUUAUUCCAUUAUAAACAAUGGUAACAUUUUAAGUAAACCUAAUUUUCAUCUUGUAAUUUGCUAUCUUAAAUUGCAUCGGAACCGCAACAAUAUAUUUUCAAUACCUAGCUGUAUAAUGUUAAUAACUAUUAAAUCCUAUAUCAAGGAAGUACGCUUAUACGAUGUACUUAAGUACAGUCAGCCGACAUGAAUUUCUAUCCCGACAUAGCUACACACAAACAUCUAUCGGGGAAUAGGAAAUCUGUGCGGUUGAUUGUACGUACAGUCAGCAGCAGAAGUUGCUAAGUGGGCCAGGUCUUCAAAAUGAUCUUGACGCGACUCUGUUGUAGAGAAUAAGAGCGUGUCUAGGUAAUUUUGGACACCUCGCCCGCUUAGCAACUUCUGCUGCUGACUACCAGCAUCGGUGGACGUUUAGCGUUAGUUUUUUUUGUAUUUUUAAGCGUGACGCCGAAGGCCGUGUGCAGUGCUGCACUACGUUUCCUCAUUGCGAGAUUUUUUAUCUGUGAUUUAAACUGAAUUGUUGUUUGUUAAACAAUUUAAUGAUAUAGGCUGCUAUAUUGUCGCUUAACUGUUUAAUGUUGUAUGUAUAUUUAUAUAUUCUAUACUUGUUGAUUGUAAAUGCAUUUGAACUUUUUUUACUCUACGUCAAAUAAAAAAUAAAUAAUACUUACAAGGAACAUUAGUUAUAUUUUCGAUAAAUCUCUGCGCUCAUCGACGUUCUCGGGCGCGGUAAUAAUGUAUUAUCCGUCCUUGUGGUGCAAAACCAAAAAGUUAAAAAAGUCAACUCUAUGGCCCAGUUAUUAUGAUCGACUAAAAUAUUCUAAAUCAGCGACUACCAUGAUCCGACUAACAUGUUUAUGUCGGUAAAAUCAUUGUUAUACAUAUAUGUAUAUGUCAAAAACUCACAAAUAUUUACACCGAAAUAAGUAUAACGGUUGAGUAUUAGUAUAGAGUAUUGAUGUACGUUUGGCAAAAAUCUUAUAAGCAACAUGUUCAGUGCAAGGGCGAAUUGUGAUAUAAAUAAACACUUUAUAAAAAUA